Messenger RNA from Tauraco erythrolophus (red-crested turaco), 1784 nucleotides. The record is from RefSeq and is a predicted model, not a curated record. Lineage: Eukaryota; Metazoa; Chordata; Aves; Musophagiformes; Musophagidae.
CUGAAGGUAUCUGGGUAUCACAUUCCCGACUUCGACGGGGUUUUGGAGAGGCAGCAGAAGGAGCUGCAGCUGGCGAUAGUGUUCUGUCCCGAGGAGCGACACGAGUCCCGGGAUCAAUGUGAGCCCGCCCGGCUCUGCUGGGACACGUGUGACAAUCGCUUGACCUGCUCCACCAGCUCUGCCUCCAGCCUCGACACCAGUGCCCAGUUCCAGGAGAAUAAUGGGCAAACGCAGAGCACCAGAUGGGACGAACAGCAGAAAGUACUUGCCCUCGAGCAGGUCUGUGGUGUCUUUAGAGUGGACCUGGGACAAAUGAGAUCCCUUCGCCUCUUCUUUAGCGAUGAGGCGUGCACCUGUGGGCAGCUGGUUGUUGCGAGCAGGGAGAGCCAGUACAAGAUCUUCCACUUUCACCACGGUGGCCUGGAUAAACUGUCCGAGGUGUUCCAGCAAUGGAAGUACUGCACGGAGACCCAUCUCAAGGACCAGCAGCUCAGUGAUGAGAAAACGUGUAUGCAGUUCUCCAUCCGCCGUCCCAAGCUGCCCUCCACGGAAACCCACCCGGAGGAGAACACGUACAAGCGCCUCGACGUGUCUGCCUGGCUCCAUCACCUGAACGGGGCCGGGCAGGUGGAAGAGGAGUACAAACUGCAGAAGGCCAUUUUCUUUGGUGGGAUUGACAUUUCCAUCCGUGGGGAGGUGUGGCCCUUCCUGCUGCACUACUACAGCUACGAGUCCACCUCUGAGGAGAGGGAGGCACUGAGGCUGCAGAAGAGGAAGGAGUACUUGGAGAUCCAGGAGAAAAGGCUUUCAAUGACUCCAGAUGAACAGAAGGACUUUUGGCGUAAAGUACAGUUCACGGUAGAUAAAGAUGUCGUGAGGACUGACCGCAGCAACCAGUUCUUUCGAGGGGAGGACAACCCAAAUGUGGAAACUAUGAGGAGGAUCUUGCUGAACUAUGCAGUAUUUAACCCAACAAUUGGAUACUCCCAGGGGAUGUCCGACCUGGUUGCCCCGCUCCUGGCAGAGGUCCUAGAUGAGUCAGACACUUUCUGGUGCUUUGUAGGAUUGAUGCAGAACACGAUCUUCAUCAGCUCACCCCGGGAUGAGGAUAUGGAGAAACAGCUGAUGUACCUGCGAGAGCUGCUGCGGCUCAUGCACCCGCGCUUCUACCAGCACCUGUCUUCCCUGGGAGAGGAUGGGCUGCAGAUGCUUUUCUGUCACCGUUGGAUCCUCCUCUGUUUCAAACGUGAAUUUCCAGACGCCGAGGCUUUGCGCAUGUGGGAGGCGUGCUGGGCUCACUAUCAGACCGACUACUUCCACCUCUUCAUCUGUGUGGCCAUCGUGGUGAUUUAUGGGGAUGACGUCAUCGAACAGCAGCUGGCCACUGACCAGAUGCUGCUGCACUUCGCCAACCUGGCUAUGCACAUGAACGGAGAACUGGUACUCAGGAAGGCAAGGAGCCUGCUCUAUCAGUUCCACCUGCUCCCCCGCAUCCCCUGCAGCCUGCACGACCUGUGCAAGCUGUGUGGGACAGGAAUGUGGGACAGUGGCUUCAUCCCCGCCGUGGAGUGCUCUGGCCAUCACCCGGAGUCCGAGAGCUGCCCGUACGGGGGACUGGCGGAAGUGUCUUCUCCUAAACCAGGAAGCGAAGGCAAGAGAGGCUUGAAAACACGGGACGUCUUCGCUUUCCGAAAAUAGCCGUAGAGGAACAGGGUGUGACAGCGGAAGAGGGAAGGGCAGGAAGGAUGUGCAUAGGAAAAAAUGUUGAAGACAAAAAUGGAGGG